Messenger RNA from Myotis myotis, 315 nucleotides. RefSeq names its product DPH3 homolog. Gene Ontology annotation, biological process: protein histidyl modification to diphthamide. The record is from RefSeq and is a predicted model, not a curated record. Gene Ontology annotation, molecular function: metal ion binding. NCBI's taxonomy places the organism in Eukaryota, Metazoa, Chordata, Mammalia, Chiroptera, Vespertilionidae. The transcript has a single exon. Bases 35 to 283 code for a protein of 82 amino acids.
CGGCUGGUGGGGGCCCCUAUCAGGCCCCAGAACAAUGGCGGUGUUUCACGACGAGGUGGAAAUCGAGGACUUCCAAUAUGACGAGGACUUGGAGACGUAUUUCUACCCCUGCCCUUGUGGCGAUAACUUCUACAUCACUAAGGAAGAUUUGGAGAACGGGGAAAACGUGGUGACGUGUCCGAGCUGCUCUCUCAUUAUAAAAGUGAUUUAUGACAAAGAGCAGUUUAUGUGUGGAGAAACAGUCCCAGCCCCUUCCACCAACAAAGAAUUAGUUAAAUGCUAAAGAAGGACUUUCGGGAUCCAAAUCCUGAACAU